Molecule: messenger RNA, 459 nt
Organism: Xiphias gladius (swordfish)
Lineage: Eukaryota; Metazoa; Chordata; Actinopteri; Istiophoriformes; Xiphiidae
Gene: atp5mk
Product: ATP synthase membrane subunit k
Exons: 4
Coding region: 147-323 (58 amino acids)
Source: RefSeq, a predicted model, not a curated record
AUUUUGAACCAAUAGUGACACAGUUUGUAUUGCUGAGAGUAGGCGGGAUUUCCAUGCGAAUUUAGCAUUGCGGCCUCUGCUGAAGGGCACCUGCUUCAUUCCGUUUGUCAAGGGGUCGUGUGCUAAAGGACCAUCAACUAUCCAUCAUGGGAGGACAUGACGCUGGAACCCAGCACCAGUUCACUGGGAUUGCAAAGUACUUCAAUUCAUACACAAUCACAGGAAGGAGGAAUUGUGUUUUGGCCACAUAUGCCAGCAUAGUAGCCAUCGCCCUAUUCUUCAAAUUGAAGCCCAAGAAACAGGCCGCCAUCACAGAAAAGUGAUCAUGUGUCCAUUUUGACCAUCAUUUAUUGCAGCUGGGAGUGGAGAGAGCAGCUUGAUGUGCUUGUAAUAAAAUAUUACUGUUCGGUGUCCCUAUGUUAACAAUAAAGAACAUUUAUGCCCAAGACAUAGAAAAAA